This is a messenger RNA of Macrobrachium nipponense, 4335 nucleotides long. Its product is annotated as roundabout homolog 3-like. Bases 313 to 3498 code for a protein of 1061 amino acids. The transcript has 18 exons. The record is from RefSeq and is a predicted model, not a curated record. Lineage: Eukaryota; Metazoa; Arthropoda; Malacostraca; Decapoda; Palaemonidae. Gene Ontology annotation, molecular function: protein binding.
AGUGACCUUCCACUCACUCUGAGAGUUGGUGUGUCUGCUCUUUGUCGGUGUUGUAACCACGUCUCUUUCUUGGCGUUUUUGCUGCGUGCUUCGAGAUAUAAUUUUUAAUAAAUAUUCUGCUCACGAGAGAAGCGCUGCUUGAGGGAUGCCAGCAGCCAAGUUGCCCCGGAGGCUGCCAGCGAGGAUUCGCCCCCAGUGAAGAUGGUUGACGCCGGAAGAGAGAAACGUCACCCGGCGGAGAAGCACAAAAUUUCCCCAGUCCGUUUCCCUCAAACUCAGCUGCGCGUUGAGUGUGUUAGUGAUUAAUCUGUGAUGAUGAAAGACAAUGACAUUAUAAUGGGAAUUACCCCCGAGUGCAAAAACACUCACGUUUCCUCGCAGCAACAGUACCAGUCUGAGUCCUUCAUUAGCAGAUACUUGCCCGAACAUAAAAGCGAAAACAAUAAUGCUUACUCGGUGCAAUACGUCGGGAACGAGUGCCGCUGUGAAGAUGUUGCACGUUCUAGGGAAAGACGCAAGAUGGCGCAUUCCGAGCGCACGUGCUGCUGUCAAUAUAGUUGGGGAAAGGGCCCUGGAAUUUCCAGGUUGCCCUUCAUUCGUGGUCGUUGCUUUCCUGGUAUGCCUGCGAAGCCUUUGCCUCUCCGUUGCCUGUCCUCCAACAGCUGCUCUUUUACAUAUCCUUUUAUGAUAGUGUCUUUACUUUUCCUAUCUAAUGUAAAGAGGUUAGUCAAGUCCACAGCUAGAUUUGUUUUAUACGCCCCUUUGUCACAUAUGACCCCCCAUCUUGCGUUUCGUCAUCCAAAUGGUACUCACUAUAGACGAGGCCAGAAAUUCAUUAGCCGAUCGGACUCCACUUACCAGGGACCGCCGAGGUUACACAGCAAAAGAAAGAUUUCUAAACUUCACAAAAAAUCCACUCUGAAAAUGCAUUCUCACCGAAUUAUUGCAAACCAGGCGAAGAGAAAAACACCGAUGGCGGAAGGAUCAAGAACCAAGCUGCGCUUAAGAGUAUUUUUGUACAUUGUCUUGGCGCUGUUCCCCAAUGCAUCCACGUCUUACGAGCUCAAACCAACGACCACUGUAUCAAGGGUAACAUUAGCAGGACAGAAAGCUCAACUGCCAUGUGAACUUCCACUUCCGGCUGACAGGCCUACCUUAAUCUUAUGGUAUAAGGAUCAAUCAACAAAACCGUUUUAUAGCUUCGAUGCGAGAGAAGCGGCGAGUGGUCGUCACAAAAUCCAUGACAAUUCUGAUCUCGCAACAAGAUCCAAGUUUGCCUUAGACAAAGAUUUCCCAAACGUGAAGAAUGGUCGUAUCGGAUAUCUUGAAGUUGAGGGUGUGAUAUUAGCAGAUGCGGGAAACUAUACGUGUAGAGUUGACUUCAUGACAUCACAGACUAUGAUGGCACUUCUGAAGCUCGCUGUUCAUGAGGAAAUCCGAGGACUCGAGGUCUUUGAUAUGGACGGCGGAAUCGUGAGCAAAGUGGUCGGUCCACACGAACAGUUCAAGAGAGUCAUGUUGUCUUGUCGCGCUUAUGGGGGAUAUCCACCUCCGGUAGUGCAGUGGAUGUCUGGAGACAUGAUCCUGAAAUCGUCGACUGAUCAGGCUUAUAACUUAGAACCGGAAGUCAGCCUGCCGGGCGGCAUGGGGUCCCAGCCACUCCCCAUGGUGAGCGUCAUGCUGCAUUUGGCCGGCCUUCGGAGGGAAGACAAUGGCAGAGAAAUCAAGUGCAUUGCUUUCAACACUAAUCUUACCCAGCCAAGGUCUCGCGUCCUCACUAUACAAGUUUAUCUUCCUCCUUUAGAGGUGAAAGUAGAAGGUCUGGAAAAACCAAUGAGGGCUGGAAUCGAAUCGAUGUUGUUGUGUAGAACCACCGGAUCCCGGCCGCCAGCCACGCUCUCCUGGAAACUGGAAGGGUCGUCUGCUCUGACGCCUUUACCUGCUCAGUCGUCGCUGGAUCAGAACACGACUCUGAGGAGAGGGCGGCUCCUGCCGACGACGGACGACCAUGGGCGGACUCUCACCUGCGCCGCAACCAACCCGAAGGUGCCGGAGUACAAACUUGCCGUGUCUCACACCCUGGAGGUCCACUUUCCCCCUGAAGUGGAGGCGAAAUUGGCACCUGCAUUAGACCCCAGCAACAUUAAAGAGGGAGACGACGUCUACUUCGAGUGCAGCGUCAAAGCAAAUCCCCCGGAGUCCAAAGUCAUUUGGCUCCACGAGGGAAAGCAACUACACACGGACCUGCAGCUGGGAGUAUUGGCACAGGGGAAGAACUUGGUGCUGCAGAAAGUCAGUCGACACGCGAUGGGCAAUUACCGGUGCAGAGUGACGAACUCCAUUGACACAGUCACCAGCGCUCCUACUUCACUCAAUGUCAUGUUUGUUCCGGAAUGCAGUGACAACACGAACGCGACGGUGUCUGUCACUCCGACGGAAGAGGUCAAGCUGAACUGCAGAGUCGACUCCAACCCAGAGGAGGUUCGAUUUAUAUGGAAGGUAAAUAGCACCCGUGGAGAGAAAGAGAUCGGGCCAUCUCGUUAUACAAGCCAAGGACGAAAUAGCAUUCUUGUUUACAGGCCCAGUGAAUAUGCCGUCACUAAUGAUCAGUAUGGAGUUGUUUCCUGCCAAGGAAUCAAUAAACUGGGCAUACAAAAGAUCCCUUGCUUCUUCAUCAUCAGUCCUGCCGGUCCACCAGAGGAACUCGAGUCCUGUGUACUCAAGAACCAAAGUGCUACUUCCCUGGCUGUUGUUUGUGUACCUGGACAUGAUGGAGGAUUGGAACAACAUUUCAUUGCUACGAUCCAGGAUGCGGAAAACGCAGAGAUAGUGGCUAACCUCAGUUCCAAAGAGCCUCAAUUUUCGGUUGGGGGUCUGGCACCUGGUCGCGAUUACCUGGUGAUGGUCAAAGCCACGAACAGCAAGGGCUCCUCGGAUCCCUACGUCUUGGAAGGAUUCGCUCUCAAAGUUCACGAAAUAAAGAUAAACAACUCCAGCUCAGACGAGUCUUCCCCUCUCUUGGCGGUGUUCGUCGGUGUUUUAAGCAUCUUCAUCGUCCUCUUCAUAGCAAUCGCCUUCAUCAACAGAGCCAGAGGCCGCCGAAGACGAGAACAGUCUGCUCAGGAAAUGGCCAGCAAACUUUCAACAACUGAGGGCACAACGCCAGUGUCUCCUCCAGAAAUGGCCGCAUCACUGGAAGGCCGGGCUGAAGAUGAUCCCAAGACCGUUGAAGUCGAGGCGCCGGCGGCCCUUCCCCCCCAAACCCUCCUCACUCCUGAAGUCCAGCCUCAGGCUCUUCAGGAUCCCGGCAGCUUGGCUUCCCACACCUACAUUGCCGGUGGUCCCGCAGGUCACACCGGGUCAUUGCCGAGGCCGCAGUUGCACAGUCGACCGCAGCCGUUGCACUCGGUUGACCUCCCUCACAUCACUUCCAGUAACCACAAGUACUACACACUCAAGAUCAACUGCACUCGACAAAAUAACGAAAGUUUCGUCUAGACAUCCCAUAGUCUCUGUUUGUUCAUGUUUCCUUAAUCUGACGGAGGAUAUGAAAAGAAGCGAAGACUGUGUGUUAUGACUGCACAGGAAAUGUAACCUGCAUCUCAUCUGGUAGCAUUCUAAAUGGAGGGAAGUAAACGCUUAGCAAAUACUAUAAAUAAAUUAGGAACAUUCCGUGUAAGAAUCCUCACUCUAUGGGUCAACGGGUUUUCAAUUUUUCGGAGGAGAAUCAAUAGAAUGGACGGCGAUGUCGACCUCACUCAAUUCUGGUGAAAUAGAACCCCAGAGGAUAUACUCAGUAACAUGUGGAUCUCAUUACAUAUACUAAGUUUGAUCAAAACGCUCAAUUAGUUAUAAACCCUAGGAAAAUUCUCAAGAACGAAAAGGAUUUGCUCAUUAAUUAAGUAAUAAACUGAAUUAGAAAUAAAUAUCGCUGUCUUUACUGUUGUGUCAGUAAUGGUUAUUCUAGUUUAAGGUAUAAGGAUGGAUACAUAAGAGUCCUGUUGACGCGCAAAUUUCCGGUAUUCAUUGUGUCUUUCAUUACAUAGUAUUCACUGUACCACUGCACACCAGGGCUCAGCAGUCCAAGAAAACCAUUGCUGGGAUGCUACUAAUGACGUUAAACCCGGUUGGAAGGUGUCUUAACGAUUCUGCGCAAAAGGAAGUAAACUGAAGGAGAAAGAGACUUACUAUGAACCCACAGGAAUAUCAGUCGAAAAUUUACCCUGUAUUUUCUUAUUAUCUAAAAGGAGCUCACAAACCUAUACACAAAUCCACACAUAUAACCAGUAUAUAUAUAUAUAUAUAUAUAUAUAUAUAUAUAUAUAUAUAUAUAUA